Molecule: messenger RNA, 2667 nt
Organism: Durusdinium trenchii
Lineage: Eukaryota; Dinophyceae; Suessiales; Symbiodiniaceae
Source: the annotation of a GenBank genome assembly
AUGGAUAUCGCCAUGUGGGGCAAUGCUGUGAGACAUAUGGAUGCCUUUCGUCGCGACACUGGGGAUCUGAUCCGGCCGAUGGUGCAAGCGCUUUACACCUGCCUGGUGCAUCCCAAUGUCUCGGGCCGGCCCACCUCGGUGAAAGAGGCAUUGCUCGAGUCGAUCGGUGAGUGGGCGGACGCGGUGCCGCCCUUACACGGGGAGUCGCCCUGGGAGUACGGCCGACUAGCCUUUCUGCUGCUGCCUUGUGCAGCGCUGAUCUUCCUGGGAUUCUCCAUGAUCCGUAUGCGGCAACGAGACGUCGUCAAGGUCCUUGGGGACCAUGAAAACUAUAGUGACUGCAUGGCCAUAGAGCUUAGUGCCUUGGAAAGGGAGGUGAAAGAUUUGAAAGAAGAGUUGAGAGGGGUGGUGGCUUUGGUGGGCAGCUUAGCGGCUGAAGUUCAGGGAUUGAGGGCUUUGGUUGGUGGGCACGACUCCUACCCCGACAGUGUAGCUUCAUCCAAGGGAAAUACUUUUUCUUUGGUUUCGGAGAUUCGUUUGGCUGACGCUGAAGAACAGCGAGAUCGAGAGAGGCAGGCUGAAGCUCGCCCUUCUGUUGCUCCCUUUCUGGAGACAGAGCGUGAAGCUGCGGUCAAGUCCAUCGGAUUGUUUUUGGGCCGUGCAGCCCGCGGUGAACCUCGAGGUCCUUCUGGCCGUGAGCGCAUCGAUCUAGCAUCUCGGUAUUGGGUGGUGGUGAAAUCAUUUGAAGGUGAAGAGUUUUCCCCGGUCAAGGUGUUCAACCGGUGGGCAGCGGCACGAGACUUGGUCAAGAAAGGGCAGGAUUUGGGUCAGUCAGUUUUCGUUGGCCUACCAGCUCUACAAGACGUGCGCCUUGCUUUGUCCACAGGGAUGAGCCAUUCAUCACCUGACGGUGGUGAGGCUGAGGUGGAAACUGUUGAAGGGGAGGCUCUCCCCUAUGUGUUUGUGGACGGCAGAGUUGAUUUCAAUUACCCUGCUGGUCUGCUAGAGAUUCACGAGCCCGAAUUCAUAUCUACUCAAGUCAUCUUGGUUUCGCUUCUUGAGGAGCAGACUUUGGUGGCACUUCCACAAGCUGCAUGGCAUCGGCUGCGAGCUCACAGGCAGCUCCCGCUGAACUCUCUCAGCAAAGCUACACUCGUCGAGGUGGCGGUGGCAGAGCCGGACGACCGGCACACCUUGUCGUCGGUCGAGAAUUCGUUGAAGGUUUGGCUCGGGUUCCUACGAGCCGAUCUGGUUGCAUUGAUUCAAUUUCUGGAGGAGGAAGAAGGCCUGCACGAACAGACGCUGACUUUUGCUCCGGAUGGUACCGCUGGUAUAGUGCCCUAUGCUCAAGCUUUGGUGGAUGUUGCUCGAGAUCACUUUGCAUUCUUUUCCGCUCUGGAGAAAGAGCCAGAGCUUCCCGAGUCUGGGUCUCCGGACCUCACUGCUCGUGUUGCGACCCUCGAGGAGACGCUCAGUCAGGUUGCAGCCAACAUGCAGGAGCUGUUGAACAUGCAGAAGACGGCCGCUCCUGCAGGAACAUCAACAAAGAAGAAGGAACCUGCCAGCGUCAGUGCUCCCGUGAAGAGUGCCUCUCCGCCAACGCGGAAAAUCGAUCAGGAUGCUCGCAAUGGUGCGUCUCUCAAGCCCUCGAGUCCAGUGGCAGCAUACCCCUUGCUCGACCAGGCGGUUGUCAGGUCGGCUCUGCAAGCCGGGGUGCCAAGCGAUGUACUGCAAGAGAUGCAGACUCUGAUGGCCGCUGCUGGGCCUGCCAAAAGGUUGAAAGAGCACAGAGCUGCGCCUCCAAAGGUCACCAACGACCUGUCCGAGUCGGAGGACGAAGAUCCUCAGGCGGCCGCAAGUGGUUUAGUCGACAGUGGCUUGAACAGUCAAGAUCCUAUGACUCAGGCGGUGGUCAAACUCACCGACAUUAUGAGCACGUUGACAGCCGACAAGCGCAAGAAGAAAGCGGGUGCCCUAGAGACUGCGCUGGAUGGGGUCCAUGGAUCAGGUGGAGAUGGGGUGAGCAGUGGAGCCGGCCGACGCUCCGCCAUUGCUCGGCGAGCGCUGAUGAAGGCUCUCACUACGAGUCCUCAAGAGCUGUCCCAGAUCAUCGAGAGAAAUUUGUUGGAGGACCUUGCUGGCAGAACUCGAACUCCGGGCCAACCGGAACCGACCUUUUCAGCACGUGCGUGGGUGGAGCAUCGGAGCUUCAUCGGGGCCUACAAGACGUUGGCGCAUGCUGCUUGGGGUGUCAGUGCAAUCCUGGACUGCUUGGUGUCAGGCAAGAUAGAGGAAGGUCGGGCGCGUGCCGGCUUACUUCUCCUUCAACUGGACCAGACGGCUGCAGAUCGAGGGAACUGGCAACUGGCGGCGACCCUGAGCCUGGAGCCUCAACCUCCGUUCACAGUGCUGGCGCAACAUCAUCCUCCCGACACGGCGAUGGGCGAGCAGCCGUUCAGCAAGCUCUUGGAUCCAAGAUUUGCAGAGGUGGCUCUUGCACACCUCAAGGACACAGAGGAGUACUUGGAGAAGCGCAAGAAGCUUCAGAGAGGAGCGCUGAAAAAGGAGGAGGUGCAGAGUGGAGAGGAGACGGCUGUUCCAAAGAGGAAGGCCAAAGCCCGUCCCCGUCGAAACCAAGGGGAAGGGGCACAGCACACAGAAGCUUGA